AUGGUUACGAUAGCAUAUGGGAUUUACACCCUGCGCACCGAGAACGGCGAGACCUACCAGACCUUCUGUGAUAUGACCACCAAGGGGGGCGGCUGGACCCUGGUGGCCAGCGUGCACGAGAACAAUGCCUACGGCAAGUGCACCAAUGGCGAUCGCUGGUCCAGCCAGCAGGGAAACAAUGUCAACUACCCAGAGGGAGAAGGCAACUGGGCCAAUUACAACACCUUCGGCUCUGCAGUGGGCUCCACCAGCGAUGACUACAAGAACCCUGGUUAUUACGAUCUUCAAGCCCAGGACCUGUCUGUGUGGCACGUAACCAACAAGACGCCCCUGAAGGAAUGGAAGAACAGGUCCAUCCUGAGGUACCACACCGAGACUGGCUUCCUGCCCUCAGAGGGGGGGAACCUCCUCAGACUCUACCAGAAAUACCCAGUGAAAUACGGCGCUGGCGUCUGCAAGACCAACAAUGGCCCCGCCGUGCCCAUCAUCUACGACUAUGGCGAUGCCCAGCAAACUGCCAGCUAUUACGCGCCAGCUGCCCGAACUGAAUUCGUCCCCGGCUACAUCCAGUUCCGCGUAUUUAAUACUGACAAGGCGGCCAUGGCUCUGUGUGCUGGGGUGAAAGUCACCGGCUGUAACACCGAGCAUCACUGCAUAGGUGGAGGAGGGUUCUUCCCAGAAGGGAACCCGGUUCAGUGCGGCGAUUUCCCUGCCUUUGCCUGGGAUGGCUAUGGAACCCAUCAGCAGUGGAGCGUAUCCAAGGAGAUGAUUGAAUCCGCAGUGCUGCUGUUCUACCGCUGAGUCCGGAAAGGCUGGCGUGACCCAGUGAACGACGCUGCUUCACUCCAGCCGGAGCUACUCCCUGGCUUUGAACUCAGACGUCUGCCAUGCAAAUAAAGAAUGUGAAGUGGG
Chrysemys picta bellii (western painted turtle) is the source of this 912-nucleotide messenger RNA. Lineage: Eukaryota; Metazoa; Chordata; Testudines; Emydidae. The record is from RefSeq and is a predicted model, not a curated record.